Molecule: messenger RNA, 2129 nt
Organism: Neopsephotus bourkii (Bourke's parrot)
Lineage: Eukaryota; Metazoa; Chordata; Aves; Psittaciformes; Psittacidae
Gene: LRFN1
Product: leucine rich repeat and fibronectin type III domain containing 1
Exons: 4
Coding region: 186-2129 (647 amino acids)
Molecular function (GO): protein binding
Source: RefSeq, a predicted model, not a curated record
CCGAUCCCGGUAUCCGGCUCCCCCCAUCCCGGCCAUGGUCCCCCCGCGGGGCGGGGCCUGAACCGGGCCCGUUCCCCCUCCCUGGAGCCGCGAUGGGAACGUCCGUGGGCUGAACCCCAGGCCCUGCGGUGACGCCCGAAAGGGACCAGGAUGGAGCCUUGAGAGGAGGCGCCGCGGGGCGCAGGAUGGCGAAGCUGCUGGUGCCGCUGGUGGUGCUGGGGGCGGUGGCGGGGGGGCCCCCCCGCUGCCCCCCACGCUGCCUGUGCCCCGCGGCGGCACCGAGCCCCACGCUGCUGUGCGCCCGCACGGGGCUGCUGGCGGUGCCGCCACUGCUGGACCGCGGCGCCGUGGAGCUGCGCUUGGCUGACAACUUCAUCGGCGCCGUCGGCCGCUCCGACUUCGCCAACAUGAGCAGCCUCGUGCACCUCACGCUGUCCCGCAACGGCCUCCGCCGCCUGGCGCCCGGCGCCUUCGCCGACCUCCGCGCCCUCCGCGCCCUGCACCUGGACGGCAACCGGCUGCCGGCGCUGAGCGGCGCCCAGCUCCGCGGCCUGGCCAACCUGCGCCACCUCAUCCUGGCCAACAACCAGCUGGCCGCCAUCGAGCCGGCCGCCUUCGCCGCCUUCGCCGCCACCGUGGAGGACCUGGACCUGUCCCACAACAACCUCCCGGCGCUGCCCUGGGACGCCAUGGCCUCCAUGGCCAGCUUGGCCACGCUCACGCUGGACCACAACCUCCUGGAGCGCAUCCCCGCCGGCACCGUGGCGCGGCUGCCGCGCUUGGCGCGCCUGGACCUCACCGCCAACCGCCUCCGCGCGCUGCCGCCGGUGCCGGGGCCGCCGGGUCCCACGUUGGCGGCGGGGGGGAACCCGCUCCAUUGCAACUGCGAGCUGCUUUGGCUGCGCCGCCUGGCGCAACCGGACCGCCUGGAGAGCUGCGCCUCGCCGGCACCGCUGGCCGGGCGCCUGCUGUGGGCCGUGCCCGAGGAGGAGCUGACGUGCAGCGCUCCGGCCAUCGCCGCCGCGGCCGCGCACCCGCCCGCCGUCAUCGAGGGGCAGCCGCUGAGGCUGGCGUGCGCCGCUGGGGGGGACCCGCCACCGGCGCUGCAUUGGCUGGGGCCGGACGGGCGCUUGGUGCAGAACGGGACUCGCCGCGCCGUGGGCCACGACGGCACCUUGGAGCUGCGGGUGGCCACGCUGGGCGACCACGGCGCCUUCACCUGCGUGGCCUCCAACGCCGCCGGCGAGGCGGCCGCGCGCGUGGCCGUGGCGGUGCUGCCGCUGCCGGUGCCUCACGGUGACACCGGCGAUGACGCCGCUGCCGCCGCGGGGCCCGGCGCCUCGGACAUGGCACGGGCCGGGGGCAAUGAGACGUGGGCGCCGGGCGAGCGGCGCGUGGUGGCGGCCGAGGUGACGGCGGCGUCGGCGCGGAUCCGGUGGCUGCCGCAGCGCCACGUGCCCGGUGUCCGCGUCUUCCAGAUCCAGUACAACAGCACUGGGGAUGAGGCGCCCGUCUACAGGCUCCUGCCUCCCUCCAGCCGCAGUUUCACGCUGCGGGACCUGGCCGCGGGCCGCGAGUAUGAGCUCUGCGUGGCGGCGCUGCGGGCCGGGGGGGUGGGCCCGGCUCCGGCUCCGGCUCCGGGCCCGGCCGCUCCCUUCGCGCACCCCUUGGGCUGCGUCCGCUUCAGCACCGGGGCCGCGGGCUCCGCGUCCCCCCCGGGCUGCUCCGCGCUGCCGCGGGCGCCCUUCCUGGGCGGCACCGUCAUCAUCGUCAUCGGCGCCGCCAUCGCCGCCUCCGUGCUGCUCUUCAUCCUCAUCCUCACCGCGCGGUACAAGGCGGCCGCGCGCCGCGGGCCCGCGCUCGCCAGCGCCUGCUCCCAGACCAACGGCGGCCCCCGGACCCCGGAGCCGGAGCCGGAGCCGAGCCCGGAGCCGAGGAGCCCGGAGCAGAGGAGCCCGGAGCCGCCCGCGGUGCCCCCGGCGCUGGGCUCCGGCAGCCACAGCUUCCCCCGGCGCAACCGGAGCCGGCGCCACGGCUCCCUCCCGCGCCUCGACCAUGGCGGGGAUGCGGUGCCCACGCUGCGGCCGAGCUUCGGCAGCACCCAUUGGAUGCUGGAGAGCACCGUGUGA